Molecule: messenger RNA, 4938 nt
Organism: Maylandia zebra (zebra mbuna)
Lineage: Eukaryota; Metazoa; Chordata; Actinopteri; Cichliformes; Cichlidae
Source: RefSeq, a predicted model, not a curated record
GAGGAGGUGUGAGGGAGACAGCCAGCAGUGAAGAUGACCGGGCAGACCGAUGUCGACAUACCAGAAACAGGAGCAAUUUUCACAUUUGGAAGGACCAGCUUUGCUAAUAAUGUUCCCAGCAAGUUCUGGCUGAAGAAUGACCAUCCAAAGAAAACGUCAUGUGGCGGAGAGCACUCUGCUGUUAUCACAGAAAAUGGGAGGUUGCUGAUGUUUGGUGGCAACACAUGGGGCCAGCUGGGGUUGAGAAUUAAGCCUAGUGCCAGGAAACCAACCUCUGUGAAAGCCUUGAAGUCUGAGAAGGUGAAGCUUGCAGCUUGUGGGAGAGACCACACAAUUGUUUGCACAUUUCAUGGCAGUGUAUACAGUGCAGGUAGCAACCAGGACGGGCAGCUGGGUUUAGGCCAUUGUGACAAGUCUACAUACUUUCACCUGCUCCGCCCCUUCUGCGACUGGGCACCAAUCAAAAUGCUUUCUGCAGGAUGCAACACCUCAGCCGCCUUAACAGAGGAUGGGAGGCUGUUCAUGUGGGGGGACAACUCUGUGGGUCAGAUUUCUUUUGGGGACGAGGGAUUUGCUGCAGAACCCAGAGAGGUCCACGUUGGAGAAGCAGUCAUAUGGGUGUCCUGUGGGUAUAAGCACUCAGCUUUUGUGACAGUUUAUGGUCGUCUCUACACGUUUGGUGAGAGUGCGAAUGGAAGACUCGGUCUUCAGGAGGAGCAGCUGGCCAAUCACAGAAUUCCUCAGCAGGUGCAGGGAGUCCUGGGUCAUGUCACCCGAGUGUGCUGUGGAGGAGAGCACACAGUGGUCCUCACAGAGAAGAACGUGUACACAUUCGGCAGAGGUCAGUACGGUCAGCUGGGCCACGGAACAUUUCUGUUUGAGGUUCAUUUGCCAAAAGCGCUGCAGCACUUUUGUAACAGCAAGGUCAGACACAUCACGUGUGGAGAGAACCACACAGCUGUGGUCACAGACAGCGGGCUGCUGUACACGUUUGGUGAUGGUCGUCAUGGAAAACUCGGGUUAGGGGAGGAAAACUUCAUCAACCAGUUCAGCCCGACACUCUGCACACGUUUUCUUCAAUACGCUGUUCAGUCAGUGUCGUGCGGCGGUCACCACAUGCUGGUCGUGGCUACACCCAGGCCAGCAGAGAGCCAAGAAGCGGUGCCAGAGAAGGAUGUCUUAAUCGCAGACUACUUUCUGGAGUCAAGUUUUACCAAAAUCAUCUUUAAAAACAAGUUCAUCAGUCCAACUCCACCAUCACCACUCUCAGCCCUCUCAGCCCGGGCACGCCACCGAGACAGAGUUCGUUCUGUGGAGUUGUUUGGGGAUAAGUUUCAGAGCCUCCCACGGCUUAACUCUGACUUUCUCAACACAUCUCGGCAAAGAUCCAGAAAUUCCCUAACUCUGAAAACCCUUUCAAAUGAUGCUACUACCCCUUCAUCAUCCCCUAAACCAAAAUCAGAGGUGACAGGAAGCCCACUUCUCUCCCCCAGAUCUCGAUCCAUAUCCCCUCAGAGUCCACUGUUAUCCUCUAAGGCAUCAACCCCACAUUCACAAUCAUCAUUCACGCUUCAAAGUAAAGCAUCCACGUCUGCUUCUUCUAAGUCUAAAUGCAAAAAGGUGCCCUCUCCUUUGCUUUUACCAAAGUCUAUAACAAAAUUAAACCCCAGCAGUCCUGUAGCUACUAAAAUGACUGCAAAGCCUAGACUAAACCGAGCAGCAGCCACUAAGAAGCCUCUAAGUAACAAAUUCUCAUCUCCUGUGCCACCUAAAGAGCCCUACACCCCGACUAGACCCCCCAGUAAUGUUUUCAUUAAAAAUCUAAAGGAGGAAGAACAUUCUGCCCCAACAAAAACAGGAAAUGUUAAGAGACAAAUAAUCACUGAAGAAGUGGAGGAGAAAGAAGUCUUUUCACCAUAUAUGGGAAAGAAAAAGGGCAGAGCUUUUAGACAUGCAGUAAAGGAAGAAGAACCAUUUGCACAACAGAUCCAGACUAACGAGAAGACCGACCGAAACUCCCCUAAGGUUUUGCCAACAGAGCUUAUGAAGGGCCCCAGCACCUUGAAGACAGAAGUGUCUCCUCUGAAGAGCACAAAGAAAAAUCACAAAGUGACUUCAAACAGCAAAGAGAACAUCACCAAGGAGUCCAGCAACAUCAAACCUUCAGAAAACAGAAAAACACCAUUGCAAGUUAAGGGAAAAUUGCAAGAGCUUAAACCAACACCAGUCAAGGAUCAAAGUAAAUGUGCAGAAAAUCCCCUCAUUGAAGGUGAAAGCAAAGAAAAGUGUGAGGAAAAUGAGUUAAAUUGUGCCAAAGACGCCACUCUGAAGAUGAAAGGUGGAACUGUGGAUGAGCAGAAAUUGUCAAAAAUAAAGGACAAAAAGACGGCAAAGGAAUCCGGUGCUGAACAGAGGGCAAAAACAAAACGAAGAGGAGGAGGCAAGGAAGAGGAAAUCAGAGUUAAAGGUGAGGGGGAUGUUGACUCUGAGAAUAAGAUGAAGGCUAAACCAAAGAGUGAAGCUUCCAGCCUGCCGUCAUCUCAGCAGGAUACACCUACAGAAGUGAGAGGUAACCCAAUUUCCCCUCAAAGCCCAGAGGUGGAUUCUCCUAGAGCUGCAAAACCCCUGCGAGGCGCUAAGCCUGUUGUUAUGGAUUCCCGUGUUUCUGAAACAGAUGAAGAGGACACUUGGGGCAAGAAUGGGGGAAAAACAAAUUGGGGAGAAAUUCUCAGUAAUUCAGCGUCACUUCUUCCAGUUGCUGGGAUUGCAGGUGCAGCUAUUGAGGUCCUUCGUGAGGCAGUGACAAGUGUGCAGUCUGACAGUGACAAAGCCACCUCGACACCCUCUAAAACGCUCAGUAAAGUCAGACAAUUCACGAAGCAGAGUGCAGUUACGGAGCCGUCCUUGUGCUCCACAUUGUCACAUUUUUCUUCCUCGAAUGAAACGGAGGAUGGCCUGAAGACAGAUGCUCAAGCUGGUGUUCCAUCGGAAUCUGUAAAUGAAUCCCAAGAAGUAGAAAAUGAUGACAGCAGUUGUGAUCCAUCAGAGGGGGAGGCAGUGAAAGGGGGCCUGUCUGAGCAUAUCAGGGGUGAACACAUGGAAGAUUCACAAAAAGAAGUGGAGGAGAAAUCCGACAAGGCAUCUGGAGAGGAUGAGGAUUCUGAGGAUGGGGGAAAGAAUGAAGAUGUCGAGAGUGGAAGUGACAGUGAAGAUAAAAGGGAAGAAUGUGAGAGUAGUAGUGACAAAGAAACAGGAGAGGAGAGCAAUACGGGAGAGGGAGAGGAAGAUAAUGUAUCUGAGGAAGAAGAGGGUGACGAGAAAACAAGCAGGAGUGAUGAAGAUGAAGGAAGUGAUAAAACUAAUGCUGCUGAAACUGAAGGAGAGGAAGAAAGCAGUAAGAAGACAAGUGAUGGAUUGAGUGACUCUGAUGGGAGUGAAGGAGCUGAGGAGGAAGAGGAGGAAGGUGAAAAUGAAGAGUCCAGUGAUGAAGAGAGUAAAGAGGAUAAAGAGAAGGAGAGUGAGGAUGAAGAGAAGAAAAGCGGUGAUGAAUCAGAGAGCGAUGAGAGCACGAACCGAGAGUCAGAGGGGGAGGAGGACGGAGAGGAAGGAGACACUGCAGAAUCUGCCAAAACUGAAGAAGAAGAAAAUGAUGAAGAUGAAGAGGGCGAAACUGAGGAACAAAAUGAUGCCUCCACAGAAAAUGAGGAUGAGGAGAAGGACUCGGUUGAAGAUGAAGAGGCAGAUAAGAGUGAAGGAGAGCAAGACAGUGAUAAGGGAGAGGAAGAAGAAGAUAGCGAGGCUGAUGAAGAGGAACUCCAAGAUGAAAAAAGUGAUGAAGAAGAAGAGGAAGAAGGAGGUGAGGAAAGGGAAGAAAGUGAGUCCGUAGGUGAUGGGGAAGCUGAGACAGAAGAUGGAGAGGAUGAGGACAAAGAAGAGAGUGAGGAGGAGGAAGAGUCUGCAGAAGAGGAAGAGGAAGAAGAGGAGGAGGAUACAGGGGACGAAGACAUAGAAGCUGAGGAAGAAGAGGAAGAGAAGGAGGAGGAUACAGGGGACGAAGAAACAGAAGCUGAGGAAGAGAAGGAGGAUACAGGGGAUGAAGAAGAAGAAGCUGAGGAAGAGAAUGAAAGGGAGGAGGAGGAGGGGGAGGAGGGGGAAGGUGAGGAGGAAGGGGAAGAAGAGGAAGAACAGCAAAAACAGACAAGGCUAAGAGGAAAAAGGAAAGACAUGAAAGGUAAUGAUGAGGAAACUGAUGAUGAAGAUGAGGAUAGUGAGGAAGAGGGUGAUGAAGAAGAAAGGGAUGAAGAGAAUAAGGAAAAGGGAAAUGAGAACCAGGAGGAGGAGGAGGCAGAAGAAGAGGGAAUUGAGGAAGAGGAAGAAGGAGAUGAAAAUGAAGAAGAGGAGGAGGAGAAUGAGGAAGAGGAGGACCAAGCAAAAUUAGCAAAGAAAAAAAAAGAGAAGCGACAGAAACCGCCACCAGACAGAAGCAGCAAACAGAAAGAAGCACCCAAACCAGCACCGAGGACCAGGCAGAGAGCUGCAGGGGGGGCGAAAGCUGAGGACUCUCAGCAGUUCUGGAACGAUGUCCUGCCUCAAUACCUAGACCUUCAGUGACCACGCCCACGGUGAAGCCACACCCACAGAAAUCUCAGCUAAACACGAGCUUCGUCUGAGUUAUUCUUUAUGCUCUGAAAACACAUAACAAGUGUGUCUAAGCACUUUUCAAAAACCCUUACACUGUCCAAGGCAGUCAAGCCAUUUAUACUGCAAUCUAAGUUUUGUCAAGAACUAUUUUCAUGUGCGUAUUGAUAUCCAUGUGGUGCUCUGUGUAGAACAACACUAAAGUGGUGUAUUUGGCACUACCUUUGUCAGGAUCCUGGGUCUCCUGAACCAGCGUUUUUAGUUCUUUGUGAUUUUUGUAUUUUGUACUCGUGUGAUUUA